GCUGCCAUUCACGACCUCAGCUGUCAAUCACCGGGUUCCAGAUGGUGAUUAUUCACUGGCAACUGGUGAUCGCCGAGUAUUACUGAUGGGAGAGAGAACUGUAUGCAAGCAAUACAGUUCUCUCCCCUGUCAGCUCCUGCACACUGUUUUGUAUGACUCUGCAAAGCAGAGCCAGUGGAAAGCACACACAGCACAUAAUGUGAAACAGCACACAGUUAACCCUCUGAUCGCCCCAGAUGUUAAUCCCUUCCUGCCCAGUGCCAUUAGUACAGUACCAGUACUUUUUAUUAGCACUGAUCACUGUAUUGGUGUCAAUGGGGAUGUCAAUGACACCAAGUCAGUUCCCCCAGUGUCAGACUACCUGCCGCAGUCCCGCUAUAAGUCGCUG
Molecule: messenger RNA, 388 nt
Organism: Staurois parvus
Lineage: Eukaryota; Metazoa; Chordata; Amphibia; Anura; Ranidae
Source: the annotation of a GenBank genome assembly